Medicago truncatula (barrel medic) is the source of this 1632-nucleotide messenger RNA. RefSeq lists its product as uncharacterized. The record is from RefSeq and is a predicted model, not a curated record. The coding region runs from base 1 to 1632 and encodes 543 amino acids. NCBI's taxonomy places the organism in Eukaryota, Viridiplantae, Streptophyta, Magnoliopsida, Fabales, Fabaceae. The transcript has a single exon.
AUGGUUGAAGAUUAUCAAGAAGGGGGUCUUGUCACUCGCUCUCAGGAUAUCAAAACUCCGUUGGUUCCAUUACAUGUGAAGAUGUGUGAGGCAGCUAUGUUUAGCCACAAUCAUAAUAAUUGUGAGGUAUGUUCUGUGGAUCCCCGUGGUUGCGCGCAGGUUCAAGAUGAUGCGCAAGGGCUAAUGGAUCGAGGAGAGCUGGUUGUCACAAGGGAGGACAAGAGCAUCUUUGUUGUAAUCCUUGUAUUCAAGGAUAGUGCGAAACCAAUUGGCGGUGUUACUCCGGUGUUCAAGGACAAUUCCAAGCCAGUCGUCACUCCUCUUGUGAUUUGUGUACCAAGAUCCAAGCCGGUUUUCUCUCAAAACGCCAUGCCGUAUAACUAUGAACCUACAAACAUGGAGAAUGAUAAAGAGAUACCCUUGAGUCCUUCAACUUCCGUGAGUAACAUUUCGGAGAAUAGUCAAAUUCUGAGAAGUGGAUGUAUUCUUCAUGCUAUUGUGCAAGCAAAGAAGAAAGCUCCGGUGAUAGAGUCAGUGCCAGUACCAGAUCCUAGCAAGGGUAAGAAUGUGGGUCAACCUAGUGGAACUGAUAAUGAUGAGAUUUUGAAGCUAAUCAAGAAAAGUGAUUAUAAGAUAGUGGAUCAGUUAUUGCAGACUCCAUCCAAGAUUUCUAUCAUGUCACCAUUGACAAGCUCUGAUGCUCAUAGGGAUGCCUUGAUGAAAAUGUUGAAUCAAGCCUACGUAGACCAUGAUGUGACUUUGGGUCAAUUUGGGAGCAUUGUUGGAAAUGUGACUGCAUGCAACAAUCUGAGUUUCAGUGAUGAAGAUCUACCUGUGGAGGGGAAAAAUCAUAAUAUGGUCUUGCAUAUCUCUAUUAUGUGCAAAACAGAUUCUUUGUCCAAUGUCUUGAUAGACACCGGUUCUUCCCUCAAUGUGAUGGCGAAGACAACCUUUGAUAAAUUGACAUAUUCAGAUGGAUUUAUUAGGCCUAGUUGCAUGUCAGUAAGGGCAUUUGAUGGAUCCAGGAAGACGGUAUGGGGAGAAGUAGAUUUACCUAUCACUAUUGGGCCCCAAGAGUUUAAAGUUACAUUCCAGAUAAUGGAUAUUCAAGCUUCCUACAGCUGUUUACUUGGUAGACCAUGGAUUCAUGAAGCCGUGGCAGUAACAUCCACUCUUCAUCAAAAGCUAAAGUUUGUAAGUCAUGGAAAGCUUGUUACAGUGAGUGGGGAAUCAGCUCUUUUGGUUGGCCAUUUGUUGUCCUUUUCCUUCAUUGGUGGUGAAAGUUCGGAUGGAAAAUCAUUCCAAGGGCUUUCGGUUGAAAGCAGUACUACAAGAGGUGAAACAUGCAUGGCCUCUCUAAAGGAUGCUCAGAGAGUAAUUCAAGAAGGAAAAGCGGAAGGUUGGGGGAAGUUAAUACAGCUGCCCGAGAACAAGCGCAAAGAAGGUCUGGGUUUCUCUGGCAAUAAGCAAGUGGUGUUCGAUCCAACUAGGUGGACUUUUCAGAGUGCCAGAUUCAUCAAUGCGCCACCUGAGACUAAUGCAAUCUUGGAAGAUCAAUCAGAAGAGGUGGCACCUGACUUUGUGACUCCUGGUGGAAACUGCUGCAAUUGGAUCAGCGAUACCUUUUUCUAA